AUGGCACGUCUGUUAGAUCUUCCAGCUGAAGUGAUUCUCCUCAUCGUUGACUACCUACAAGCAGGCACGAAGAAGGUAUCACUAAUACUCCAUGAAAUUGGGGAUGCCUACCGCUACGCGAUCGAGCAGAAUCCUUCACCAAUCGUCAGAGACCUUCAUUCUUUCCUGCUUGCCACCUAUCGCCUGAAUGGUCUUCUUCUGCGGCCACUGUUCUAUCGUAAUAUAUUUGUCCGCAGAUAUGGUCGUUACGGAGAGCCGGUUCCGCUGCAACAGCUAAAGCAAAGUCUUGAGAAAGACCCAAGUCUCGAGGAACAUAUCGUCUCGGCGAUCCUUCCAUGUGAUGACUCGAUUUAUGAUCUCCAUCGAUUCUUUUGGUUCUCCAACAUCCAAGCCCUUACUAUUCACAAGUUCAGCGAUUGGGAGCCAUUGGAAUUUGAAAACAACUCACAUAUUGGCACUUCACCCGUCGAAUCUCUCAAGCUGAUUGAUUGCGGGGCGCACGAAGAGGCUCUAGCCGCUGUAUUAAGCUGGCCGGCAGCUUUGAAGACGCUUCACUACGACGCCGACCAAGGCGAGUGGGAGGGCCAUUAUGGGGACGAGCCAGCCAAAAGCUGGACAUGUGCUGCUUUUGUGCGCGCACUGCAAUCACAAAAGACAACGUUGACAGAACUGACAAUGACACGCCCACCGCUUGAACAUGAAGGGCUGGGGGAUGGACCUCGGAUUGAUCUUAGCGAGUUCACAUCCCUUACAACUCUACGCAUUUACCACGUCUUCCUUUGCGGAUGGGAUGAUCCGCAUGGGGUCUGGAAAGGCUUACCUCGCAGUCUGGAGGUAUUAGAGAUCUGGUACGACGAUACAGACCUCACUCAGUUCUACUUUCUCGAGAGUGAUUCGUGUGACCCUUCCAUUCUUGAUCUGAUCCAGCAUAAGAGGACGCAUCUUCCGAAUUUACACACAGUGGCCAUCCACUCAUUUGAAACAAUCCUUGCUCCCGGAGUAGACGAGCUUGUCGUAUUGGGACAAUGGAAAGUGCCAUCCUCGCUCACGGAUGCAGCCGAAUCUGCCGGUGUAAAGCUGGAUGUGUGGAUGGGAUACCGGAAUCCUCCGGAUUUUAAAAGAAACGAUGUUUUCGAGUCACUGAAAAUCAGUUAG
Penicillium crustosum is the source of this 1155-nucleotide messenger RNA. RefSeq lists its product as uncharacterized. The record is from RefSeq and is a predicted model, not a curated record. The transcript has a single exon. Bases 1 to 1155 code for a protein of 384 amino acids. NCBI's taxonomy places the organism in Eukaryota, Fungi, Ascomycota, Eurotiomycetes, Eurotiales, Aspergillaceae.